Sitodiplosis mosellana (orange wheat blossom midge) is the source of this 611-nucleotide messenger RNA. RefSeq lists its product as uncharacterized. The record is from RefSeq and is a predicted model, not a curated record. The coding region runs from base 51 to 611 and encodes 186 amino acids. Lineage: Eukaryota; Metazoa; Arthropoda; Insecta; Diptera; Cecidomyiidae. The transcript has 2 exons.
CGCUUGAUUUCGUUUAUUUCAACCUUAUUUGAUUUUCAUUGUCUGCUGAAAUGGAUUCAAAUAAAAUAAUGGGUUUGGUGAGCUUCAUGCAAGCGGGUGCUGAGGCUCGAGCAAUGCACGAGCUCACCGGAACUCUUGGUCAACUGUUUGAUGGGCUCGACAAUCCAAUAGCAUCGCCAAUUGGCACAAAUGACAUAUUUGUUUGGGACCAGCACAAAGACGCAUAUUUGGUUUACGACAAUUUUACCGAAGAUUGGGUGAAGCUGACCAACAGCCUGUAUGAAAGUAUUCCUCCGACUUAUACAAUGGUACCAAGGCCACAAAAUGUCCAGAUGGAAAUGGACUACUUUGUACGUGGCGUCGGUUUGCUGAAACACGCAUAUGUCUGGUCGAUCGAUGGCAUACCAAAAGACGUAUUCCCCAAAAUUGCAUCAACAUCAAACGCAUUUUACCGUGGACGAUAUACAGUUCUUCCAUGGAUGCCGAAUGUUCAUAGUAUCGGCCGAAUGGAGAAAGGAUUUUAUGUGCUCGAUGACGAAGAUUGGGAGAAGUUAUACGGGACUAACACAUGGCACGGAACAGAUGACAUUGGAAUUUGCUUUGAAUUAUAA